AUGGCGGCGGAGCGGCAGGGCCCCGGCGGCGGCGGCGGCGGCGGCCGAGGCGGGGCGGCAGGCGGCGGCGGCGGCGGCGCGGAGGAGAACAAGGAGAACGAGCGGCCGGCGGGGCCGCGGGCCAGCAGCCUCGGCGACAGCCUGGGCCUGGAGAUCCUUCAGAUUGUGAAGGAAUCUCAACAGCAGCACGGCUUACGACAUGGAGAUUUCCAGAGGUACAGGGGUUAUUGCUCCCGUAGGCUAAGGCGGCUCCGAAAAACUCUCAACUUCAAGAUGGGAAACAGGCACAAGUUCACUGGGAAGAAAGUAACAGAAGAGAUUCUUUCAGACAACAGGUAUUUGCUGUUGAUCCUGAUGGAUGCAGAGAGAGCCUGGAGUUAUGCCAUGCAGCUUAAACAGGAAGCAAACACAGAACCUCGCAAACGAUUUCAUUUGCUGUCUCGCCUGCGCAAAGCUGUGAAACAUGCUGAGGAGCUGGAGCGACUGUGUGAAAGUAAUCGAGUGGAUGCCAAAACAAAGCUGGAAGCUCAGGCCUACAUGGCUUACCUCACAGGAAUGCUUCGUUUUGAACACCAAGAGUGGAAGGCAGCAAUGGAAGCUUUCAACAAGUGCAAGACUAUAUAUGAAAAACUGGCCAAUGCUUUCACAGAAGAACAAGCUGUGCUGUAUAACCAGCGUGUGGAAGAGAUCUCUCCCAACAUUCGCUACUGUGCCUACAACAUUGGUGACCAGUCUGCUAUCAAUGAGUUAAUGCAGAUGAGACUGAGAUCUGGUGGCACUGAAGGUCUUCUUGCAGAAAAACUGGAGGCUCUGAUUACCCAAACUCGAGCAAAGCAGGCAGCUACCAUGAGUGAGGUGGAAUGGAGAGGAAGAACAGUGCCUGUGAAGAUAGACAAAGUGAGGAUCUUCUUACUGGGGCUGGCCGACAACGAAGCAGCCAUUGUUCAGGCAGAAAACGAGGAAACAAAGGAGCGUUUGUUUGAAUCUUUACUCAGUGAGUGUAGAGAUGCCAUUCAAGCUGUUCGGGAAGAUCUGAAACCGGACCAGAAACAGCGGGAGCACUCUCUGGAAAUGGAUUCUGGGAAGGUGUCCAACAUCCAGUACUUACACAGUUAUUUGACUUACAUCAAGUUGUCGACAGCCAUCAAGCGCAAUGAGAGCAUGGCAAAGUCUCUGCAGAAGGCACUGCUGCAGCAGCAGCGGUCAGAAGAGGAUGGCAAGCGUACACCACGGCCUCAGGACCUGAUUCGUCUUUAUGAUAUCAUCUUACAGAACCUUGUGGAACUGACACAGCUUCCUGGCCUAGAAGAGGACAAGAACUUCCAAAAAGAGAUUGGACUGAAGACACUAGUAUACAAAGCUUACAGGUGUUUCUUCAUUGCGCAGUCCUAUGUCCUGGUAAAGAAGUGGAGUGAAGCUCUUGUUUUAUAUGAGAGAGUGCUGAAAUAUGCCAGUGAAGUUCAAUCAGAAGCUGGAGCUUUUAAGAACAGCUUGAAGGAGCUGCCUGAUGUUCAGGAUUUGAUCACUCAAGUCAAUGCAGAGAAAUAUUCCUUGCAAGCAGCAGCUAUAUUAGAUGCAAAUGAUACUCAUGAGACAGAGUCUCCAUCUCAGGUCAAGGAUGGCAAGCCACUCUCGGAACGGUUUGAGACUUUUUGUCUGGAUCCUUCUCUUGUCAGCAAGCAAGUCAGCCUGGUGCACUUUCCUCCGGGGUUCCAGCCCAUUCCAUGCAAACCCUUGUUCUUUGACCUGGCCCUUAACCAUGUUGCUUUCCCACCUCUGGAGGACAAGGUGGAGCAGAAGGCCAAGAGUGGCCUUACAGGAUAUAUCAAGGGCAUCUUUGGAUUCAAAAGUUAACCAGGACCCCUCUGAGGAACGGAGGUUUUAUUCUGUAUUAAAGGAAAAGCUCCAAAAGGUUCUAGGACGUAAAUAUCUGCAUCUGAAACUGGCAGAGGGAGGUUUUAUCAUCUUCUUCCCUAUGUUCUGUGUAUGUGUCUGUGCAGUUACAUUCUCUCCCAGUGUAUUGAAGGCAAACAGUCUAUUCAGAUACAUCAGUACACUAUAAACAUCUGGAGCACAGAGAAAUUCCAUUCUGCUUGGAGAAGUUGGAGCUCACUUUGUGACCAGUGGCUCAUUCAGGGCCAGUACACGUAUACUUACCAUGGACCAGGGCAUAGGCAUAUCCUGAUGAUUUUUUUUUCCCCCACUGUUAUUUGACAUUAUGUUUUGGUAAUUUGAUCCAGAAACCUUCUGGGUGUGGUAGGGAAGCAGAGGAAACGGUAGAUGCAGAACUAAAACAGCAAGAUGAGACUGCCUACACAAUGGGCAUGAAACAAUAGCCAAGGGGGCUAAUUUUUCCUUCACUUUGGAUUCCCACUGUCCACUGAGAAGUAUAUAUAGUUGUGUAAAGAGAAGUCUGUUUAUUUUUUAAAAACAUAACAUUCAGAAAUGACAAAGCAGAACCUCUUUCCUUAUUGAUAAGGGUGAAAAGUACCUUACCAGAUGUCAAUGAUUAUCCCAACUGUGGUGGAAUAUUGCCUGAAUUUGUACUCUGGGUCAGUAGAAUCCAUCUUCAUUGAUAAUUUUUUGUUAAAUGCCUAAAUACAGUAUAGAACCCAUUCCUACAAGGCUUUUCCUGGGAAACUUAACUAUUCAUGGGUGGCAUUAGGAAUAGCUACUUGCUCUUCAUGGGAAGCUGGGUCUCUCAAUGUUUAUUUUGUCUCUGAUCUAAGCCUUGCCUGAAAGCAAGAUGAUCUUUUUCUAGAGUUCAUCUGCUGCUUUUUCCUCAUUGUCAGUCAGUAGAUAUACCUGAAAUGAGAAAUAAGCAGCAGAAGAUCAGUAGGUUGUUGAGUGAUAGAUCUUUUCUGUCACCCGAGCCAGCAUUUUUAUAAAGAGCCCAGGUGCUAUGGUGAUAGGCACUUUCAAAAUACAGGUAAUUCCGUAAUUGUGUUCAUUAACGAGGAAAAACAACAGCACAUGGGCAGAACUGUUCCUAAAUAAAGUAUUUGGAAGUUUCCACAAGCCA
Molecule: messenger RNA, 3022 nt
Organism: Rhea pennata
Lineage: Eukaryota; Metazoa; Chordata; Aves; Rheiformes; Rheidae
Gene: SRP68
Product: signal recognition particle 68
Exons: 16
Coding region: 1-1854 (617 amino acids)
Biological process (GO): SRP-dependent cotranslational protein targeting to membrane
Cellular component (GO): signal recognition particle, endoplasmic reticulum targeting
Molecular function (GO): signal recognition particle binding; endoplasmic reticulum signal sequence receptor activity; 7S RNA binding
Source: RefSeq, a predicted model, not a curated record